AGCGUCGUUUGCAUCGAGAUUUCACUUUUAUAUCUGAUCCCUUCUCGGACUUGAGCAAAUGUCGAGUAAUAUAACACAGCAGGUCUGAAAGGUGCUUCAGCAGGCUACGAAGUGUAAACAAAAUCAUGCUGCUUUAGAAACUGGACCACGAAUUAUGAAAUUGUUUCAACAAUUGCAGUUUUUGUAAUCUUAAAGAGGAAAAAAAUGCACAUAAACACGUUUAAAAUGCAAAAUGUACGAAGAAAGGACCGCGGUGGGACGGCUUCAUUAAAAUACCUAAGAGUCGUAAAUGUCUUUAAAUUGAUAGAUUUACAAACGUCCAUUUAUGAUGUUAAAGCGCACAUUUUGUAGAAGGCGGUAUGACAAUGAGGACCUCUCAGACGAUGACAUAGCCAGCAUGAGGACUUUUGAUGUGGAGGAAAAGCUUAGUAUUGCCUCAUACAAUUCAAGUUACGUGCACUUUAUGAAAGGAAAAGAUUUUACCCUUGAAUAUGUGCAGAGAGAGACUAUCAAGGUCCCCAUUAUCUUCAGGGACAAAGAUGGUCUAGGAAUCAAAACGCCAGAUAGCGAUUUCAGUGUCAGGGAUGUAAAACUGUUUGUUGGGAGUCGUCGUAUUGUGGAUGUCAUGGAUGUGAGUACACAGAAGGGGAUUGAGAUGAGUAUGUCACAAUGGGUGAAAUACUACGAAACACCUGAGAUGGAAAGAGAGAAGCUCUAUAAUGUCAUAAGCCUGGAAUUCAGUCAUACAAAACUUGAGAACCUGGUCAAACGACCCAAUGUGGUGGACUUGGUAGACUGGGUGGACAACAUGUGGCCACGGCAUUUAAAAGAGAAGCAAAUGGAUUCCACAAAUGCAAUUGCAGAAAUGAAAUACCCCAAAGUUCAGAAGUACUGCUUAAUGAGCGUCAAAGGAUGCUACACAGAUUUUCACAUUGAUUUUGGUGGCACUUCUGUCUGGUAUCACAUUCUUCGAGGAGGGAAGGUUUUCUGGUUAGUUCCCCCUACGUCACACAAUCUGGAGAUUUAUGAAGAGUGGGUUCUGUCAGGAAAGCAAGGCGAUAUUUUCCUUGGGGACAGAGUGGAUGGAUGCCAACGGAUUGAGUUAAAACAAGGAUAUACAUUUUUGAUCCCUUCAGGAUGGAUUCAUGCCGUAUACACGCCAGUAGACACAUUAGUUUUUGGUGGAAAUUUCCUGCACAGCUUUAAUAUUCCUAUGCAGCUUCAUAUCUACGGGAUUGAGGAUCGAACUCGGGUUAAUGCCAAGUUCCGCUAUCCAUUCUACUAUGAAAUGUGCUGGUAUGUCCUGGAAAGAUAUGUGUUCUGUUUGACAAAACGGUCUCAUCUCACCAAACAAUACCAGAGGGAAUCAAUGUUAAUUGAUACAGAGAAGAAACCAAAUACAGAGAGUCCUUCAUCAGAUUCCCGACUAGACAUGGAUGAGGAAUCUUCUGAUGUGCGUGUCAAGGAGGAGAAAGAUGAGACAAGAGAUAAAAUGAGCCUUCAAAGCACAAAAGUAUUUGGUGAUGAUUCGCCUUCUCCAAACAGUGCGCAUUCAGAAGGAAAUGAAAGCUCUGGGAAGACUCAGAAAAUGACAAAGCGUUUAAAGCGGACUUUGUCCAAUGACUCAGAUGAUAGCACCAAGUCACCAAUGCUGACAGACUGUCCAAAGACACCAAGCGGAUCUCCUGACCCCUCCCAGCCAGUGUCUGAGGGGUCUAACAAAUGGAUUCAUCUGACAGAGUUUGAGUUGAAAGGGUUAAAAGCACUUGUGGAAAAACUGGAGUCCUUGCCAGAGAAUAAAAAAUGUGUCCCUGAAGGGAUAGAAGAUCCUUAUGCCCUUCUGGAGGAUAUGAAGACGGUGCUGGAAGAACAUGCUGAUGAUGAUCAAAAACUGGCUAUCACUGGGGUGCCAAUUGUAACAUGGCCCAAGAAGACCGUGAAGCAUAGAGCAGUAGGAAGGCCGAAAGGAAAGCUUGGAACCUCUGCAGCUGUGAAACUCGCCGCGAACAGGGCUACAGCUGGAGCACGCAGGAGGAGGACAAGAUGUCGAAAAUGCGAGGCAUGUCUAAGAACAGAAUGUGGCGAGUGUCAUUUUUGCAAGGACAUGAAGAAGUUUGGAGGACCAGGGAGAAUGAAACAGUCCUGUAUCAUGAGGCAGUGUAUUGCUCCGGUCCUGCCACACACAGCAGUCUGUCUCAUUUGUGGAGAAGCAGGAAAGGAAGACACAGUGGAAGAAGAGGAGGAAAAGUUCAAUUUCAUGCUGAUGGAAUGCUCAAUUUGUAAUGAAAUUGUGCAUCCUGGCUGCUUAAAGGUAAAGCAGUUAAAGGUACAGGAUGGAGAUGGAGUUGUCAAUGAAGAGCUUCCAAACUGCUGGGAAUGUCCAAAGUGUAACCAUGAAGGAAAGACGGGGAAAAAUUUCUUUAUACGCUACAGCAAUCUUGAAGGUUCAUUUACUUCUUUAGGAACCAAUGCAAAGAAAAGAGGGCCAGGGUUUAAGUAUGCCUCCAACCUCCCAGGUUCACUACUGAAGGAGCAGAGGCAGAACAGAGAACACAAAGACUCUGCAGAGACGACCAAGAAAAAGGGAGACCGAGAGGAAAAUUCCAAACGGAGAUCAGAGGAACAUCCCAAGAAAAGAUCCGAUGACUCUGUUCCAAGAAGGAAAUCUGAGGAUGGGCUUGUGAUGCGAAAGCGGAGAGUUGUUGAUAGAACAUCUGAGCCAAUUCCCAGAAAAAAGUUUAAGAUUGGAAAGGAAGAGAAGCUAUUGAGGAAAAAGAAAAAAUCAUUGCAUCCCAAUGAAGACCACCCAACAACUGUCAAAGCAUUGCGGAGUAUCAAGCAGGAGCCUGAGGAUGAUCCACCAGAGACACCUCAGAAAACAAAGGAGAGUGACCAGUCUAGAUCAAGCUCUCCAAGAGCUGGUCCCAGCACUGAAAGUGCAGAGACCAAGGAGAAGAAAAAUGAGAGAUUUAAAGAGAAACGCAAAAAGCGAUUGCACAAUAAAGAACUUAGUAAAGAACUAAGCAAAGAACUCAAUCAGGAGAUUCAUAAAACUGAGACCAGCCUGGCAAAUGAAAAUCACCAACCAAUUAAAUCUGAAGGAGAUAGUGAAAAAGUAGAGAAGCCUAAACGAUUGCUGGCAAACAGUGAAAGACUGCACAGGUUAAGCAAAGGAUUAAAUGGAACUCCCAGGCUUAGACAUCAGCUUACUACAAGCUUGAGGCGGGCUCCCAGGGUUAUUACUCGACCACCACCCUCUGUGUCCCCAACUAAAUCUAUUCAAAUGGAGCGGCAUGUGGUGCGGCCUCCGCCUGUCAGCCCACCCCCAGACUCUCUGCCCCUCGAUGAUGGCGAAGACCAUGUAAUGCAAAGGGAAGUGUGGAUGGCUGUGUUUGGCUACCUUAAUCGCAAAGAUUUAUGCAUUUGCAUGAGAGUCUGUAAAACCUGGAACAGAUGGUGCUGUGACAAGAGGCUUUGGACCAAGAUUGAUUUAAACCGGUGCAAAUCAAUCACACCUCUUAUGCUCAGUGGCAUUAUUAGGAGACAACCUGUAAUCCUUGACCUGAGCUGGACAAACAUAUCGAAAAAACAGUUAACUUGGCUUAUCAACAGGCUGCCAGGUCUUAAGGAUUUGGUUGUUUCAGGCUGCUCCUGGGCAGCAAUCUCUGCACUUUGCAGCUCUAGUUGUCCCUUGCUGAGAACCAUAGAUCUCAGAUGGGUGGAAGGAUUAAAAGAUGCUCAAAUGAGAGAUCUGCUUUCACCGCCAACUGACAACAGACCAGGUCAAAUUGACAAUCGCAGCAAACUACGAAAUGUGGUAGACCUUCGUCUGGCUGGACUGGACAUUACAGAUGCAACACUCCGACUUAUUAUUAGGCACAUGCCAAUGCUUUCCAAACUGGACCUUAGUUACUGCAACCAUCUGACAGAUCAAUCAAUUAACCUACUAACAGCAGUUGGCACUACAACUAGAGAUUCCCUAACAGAAGUCAAUCUAUCAGUUUGCAAUAAAGUCACUGAUCAGUGCCUAACCUAUUUCAAACGCUGUGGCAACAUCUGCCGAAUAGACCUCCGUUACUGCAAGCAGGUAACAAAAGAAGGUUGUGAACAAUUCAUAGCAGAAAUGUCUGUUAGCAUUCAGUUCAGUCUGUCAGAGGAGAAACUGUUACAAAAACUUAGUUAACUAAACAAAAAGAGAAACUGGACACCAUAACAAAGGACGUUUAAUUUCUUCUAAGAUUUAAUUACGCCCAGAUUCUGCUUCAUGUUAUUGGCAAAAGACAGAAGGACAAGGAUGAACUCUGGACAGAACCUUAAGGACAAUGACAGAAGCUGCUUUUCCUCACACAAGUGUUUCCACGUCUGAAAAUCACUCCAAAAUUCAAAUUUAUUUCCUAAGUUUUAAUAAUGUAUAAAAGGACACUGAUGCAUAAGUGUUUGUAUUUGUAUAAACAUAUGCGGCAAGAAAAAAAUGAUAAAACUAACUUUUUGUGCACGUUUUACAACUAACGCAUGUGCAGUGUAAAUUUUAAUUUGUUCUUUUAAAAAAAAUGCAGUCUUAAGACAGAGGUAUCUUAGACAUAUCUGACCACACAUUGGGAUCAUUUUGACCGUGUUAUAAAUAUUGUUGUUUUGUUACACUCUACACAUCAUACAUUAUGCAGAAAUAUUUUUGUACAGAAAUUACUUUAUUGAGAGUAGUGUGGAAAUUUCAAUAAUUCCAAUGGUAACCUUAUUACUUGUAUACAAUUGAAUUCCAGUUUAUUUCCGAUUUCCCUAUUUGUUACUUGUGGUUUAAUCUCUGUAAAGUUCCACAUGUUUCUUGUGGAAUGAUCUUUGUGAUGUUUGUAUGUGCCAUCAUUGCAUGCCUUUAAGGCAAGCAGCUUAGCAGCAGUAAUAAUACUGUAAAAGUGACAAGAUGUUGGUUUUCCACCAUUUGCUAUUGCCAUUUUGUCAUUGCUGAAUUUGUAUAAAACCUUUGUCUUGAA
This is a messenger RNA of Carcharodon carcharias (great white shark), 4988 nucleotides long. RefSeq names its product lysine-specific demethylase 2B-like. The transcript has 23 exons. The record is from RefSeq and is a predicted model, not a curated record. Bases 326 to 4183 code for a protein of 1285 amino acids. Lineage: Eukaryota; Metazoa; Chordata; Chondrichthyes; Lamniformes; Lamnidae. Gene Ontology annotation, molecular function: iron ion binding; protein binding; DNA binding. Gene Ontology annotation, biological process: protein demethylation; regulation of transcription by RNA polymerase II.